Photinus pyralis (common eastern firefly) is the source of this 990-nucleotide messenger RNA. RefSeq lists its product as uncharacterized. Gene Ontology annotation, molecular function: odorant binding. The transcript has 2 exons. Bases 103 to 537 code for a protein of 144 amino acids. NCBI's taxonomy places the organism in Eukaryota, Metazoa, Arthropoda, Insecta, Coleoptera, Lampyridae. The record is from RefSeq and is a predicted model, not a curated record.
UAAGAUAAGUAAGUGUUUAUAUCAAUGUAGAUAGUAACGUUCAAACUCGGGCGACCUUAUUAGAGUUUUGUGCUUAACUCGCUGCAGCUGCACUUUGUAACAAUGAUUUACGUUUUGGUACUGUGUGCGUUAGUUACUUUGAGUCAUGGAACUAAGGAUAUAAUCAAUUUUAACCCCCACGAAGAGGAGUGCAUAAACGAGUUGUACGGUUCCAAAAAUCAUCUACUCGAACAACUUUUUGCACGACAAUUAUUCAUUGAGAACAACGAUGUUGUUCGAAAAGUGGUAUCUUGCUCCUGGAAAAAGGAAGGAAUAAUCGACGAAGAAGGGGAGAUAGUUUUCGAUAACUUCAAAAAGUACCUUAUCAACAGCGUUCGAAAAAUAAACGGCUGCACCGAUUAUCUAGCCCUAUUGGUAGCUGGAGACGCUUUUAACUAUUGCAAGAACAUAUCUGGAAGUGCGUCUUCUGAUACCGCGAUUAAAAUUAGCAAUUGUGUUAUUAGAAAAAUUAACUCGUACUACUUACGAUCGUUAUAAUUACCAUAGUAUAUGUUAUACUAGUGAGAUUUUGAAGUGUAGUUACCUGCUUAACGCGAUUUAUUUUAAUUGUAGGUUAGUGGAAAUAUUAUCCAGCUGUCAGUGGAAGAAGAAGAAUGUAUUGUUGAAACUCGAAUAAGUAGAGACAUCGUACUAGCAGAUAAGGAAAGUCGGUACUCUAAAGAGGAACCUCUAUUAAACACCUAUCUUGGUUGUUACGCAGAAAAACUGGCAAAUGCUGGAAAACUUCAUUUUACUAAAAACGUACAUGUAAGGCUACCAGGUUACAACACUCCGUAUGUAAUUACAUCGUUAUACUGCAAUGAAAAUUAUUAUUCUUCCCUAAAUAAUCGCCCGUGCGUUCAGCGUAUUUAGGACUGCCUUUAUUAGUGGUGUAGUAUUCUCAUAAAAUGCUCAGUUUUGAGAAUUAAACAAUUUAUUAUUUACUUGGAA